Messenger RNA from Pseudophryne corroboree (corroboree frog), 2256 nucleotides. It is a transcript of the gene ZP2, whose product is annotated as zona pellucida glycoprotein 2. NCBI's taxonomy places the organism in Eukaryota, Metazoa, Chordata, Amphibia, Anura, Myobatrachidae. The coding region runs from base 152 to 2215 and encodes 687 amino acids. Gene Ontology annotation, molecular function: structural constituent of egg coat; acrosin binding. The transcript has 18 exons. Gene Ontology annotation, biological process: prevention of polyspermy; binding of sperm to zona pellucida. The record is from RefSeq and is a predicted model, not a curated record. Gene Ontology annotation, cellular component: egg coat.
UUGAUUGAUAUAGGAUAUAUAAGGCACUCUCUAAAGAGAUGUAGGCUAUGUCCCACUGAGGAAAGUUUUGUUUUUUGGGAGUGAAGAGGAGUUGCUGGCUGGUCUGGGCUAUUGGGUACUUCCUCCCAUUGCCUGUAAUUGUGUUUUGUCAAUGGGGCCUUCUACUAGAAGCCCUAUAUUUUGGGUUGAGCUAUUGGUGGACUGCAGCUUUUUAUUUCUACAAUGCUGCCUAGUUCUGUCUGAAGCUGCACGUUUGCCGGACUUCCCAGGUGACACUACUUGCCUGGAUGAUGGGAUUCAAACUACAAAACCAGAAUGGAUUCCCCAGGGUUCUUGGAUGAGCCUGAAUGUUGUAGAUUCUGCUGGAUUAGAUAUGGAAGCUUGUGAUAUCCAUCCAGAUGACAGCCUGCUGACUAUUCCGGAGAGAUGUGCCACAUAUGAGAUGGGAAGAAUGGUCUCCCACAUAUCCUUCAAAGAGUCCAUGGGACAGAAGAGCCCAAUCUACAGGGUUGCUUGUGAUGAACAGUCGGACUCUGCAAACACUGGCCCAGUCAUAGAAUGUAAGAACAACUACAUGAAGGUAUGGAUUACACGGACACUCUCUGGAUUUGACGAUGAGGUGCCUAGUACACCACCACCUGCAUCUGCCUGGACCAUUGGCGUAAAUAACGGAACACUCCAAAAAUUUGACCAGUCCAUAGCCAGAAAGCUUGGUUACACACUGUCUAGUGAUCCUAGCUACUUGAUGAUCCUUAUUGACUUCAACGCUUUUGGAAUACAAAAACUUGUAUUUAAAAAUCAAGCAUUUUAUUAUGGAUACCUCCAGUUAAUUCAGUCAAAAGUCAAUCCCAAGAUCACUAUUGAUGUUGCAGUUAACUGUGCCAGAGGGCCUCCUCUUUGUGAUGCAAAGCAGAUGACUAUCUUGAUUCCUCCUCUUGCUGGUAUCCUCCAGUACAUUGACCUUGGUGAUAUACCCAUUUCAUUGAGUGCCUCUGCACUCCAAAGAUAUGGAAUGACGCUGGACACUAGAGAUGGCGUCAAUUUAAGCAUCAGCAAAGACCACCUCCAGGAAUAUACAACUUCUGGUCGGCUUAUGUAUUACCUGCCUUCUCUCACGCUGACCUUUGAUAUGGACGGAAUAAGUGUGGCAAUGGAGCUUAGUACUAACUGUUCUGUAAACGAUCCUGUCAAUCAUACAUCUACAAUGUGCACAAACGAUGGGUUCAUGAUUAUUGAAGUGGCUUCAUCUCUAACUAAACCUAACCUGGAUUUGAGCACGGUGACUUUAGGAGAUGGUACAUGCCAGCCAAACAAGAAGACCAAUAACAGAAUAAGCUUCAAAAUUCCACUGAAUGGUUGUGGAACUACAACAAAGUUUGUAGGAGGAAAAGUCAUUUAUGAGAAUGAAGUCCGUGCACUCUGGAAGGAUCUUCCUCCAAGGAAAAUUUCAAGAGACAGUGAAUUAAGGGAGACCAUCCAGUGCAUCUAUGAUGGCUCUAUAGAUGCGUCACUCAAUCCAAGAGUGGUGACGCCAACACCUCCAGUUUCUGCUAAAAAUGAUGGUCCUCUCUCGCUUGUCAUGAGCAUCUAUCCAGAUGUGACCUAUGGAACACCCUACAGGGAUAAUCAAUAUCCAGUUGUAAAAACCUUGCGUGAUGCCAUCUUCUUGGAAGUACAAGUGUUGAAUCGAAAUGAUCCAAAUAUUGAAUUGGUGCUGGAUGACUGCUGGGCAACAAUGUUCCAGGACCCAGAGUCUUAUCCUCAAUGGAGUGUUGUAGUAGAUGGCUGCCAAGCAAAUCAGGAUAACUAUCUGACUGCCUUUCACACGGUCUCAAAUGUGGCACUACCUUUGUACCGAAAGCGAUUUGAAGUCAAGGCUUUUGCAUUUGUGCAGGGUGAGCCAUCGACUAACUUGAUCUACUUCCACUGUAGUGCUAUGAUAUGCAAUAUCCAAGCGCCAGACUCUCCACUGUGCAGUACAAAAUGUCCAAUGUCCAGGAAGAAAAGAGAUGUCCUAUUGCUGCACCGUCAUUCUACGUUGGUCAGUCUACAUGGACCAAUCUUGUUGGACUCUGUGCCUACCAUGAAAAUUCAUGAUGAGCAAGAUCUUGUAGGGAAAGUUACUACUGGAGUCCUCCCUGCCUUUGGCCUUGUUGCUGUGGUUGUCCUAGCUGCUGUGGUGCUGUCUGCUUUUAGACUGAAAUCAAAGCCUUGAACUCUGAGCACUUUUAAUAAUAAAAUGUCUGGUAAAAUAAA